UGAAAAAUUUUUACGUCCGCCAAAAAGCAAAUAUUUUUCGGGACGAAGGCUUCCUUAGUUGGUUUAAAACCAGAAUUGUUCGCAAAGUGGAAGAAACGAAAAAUACUUGGAGAUCUGUUCCUUCAAAGAAGGCGAUGUAAUUAAACAAUAAUCAAGACAUAGCGCUGCAAGAGCAAUCUAAUUGGAUUUCACCAGAAAAAAUACAUUUAUAUUUUGGAGAAAUGUUUAAAGAAUUUUUGCAAAAGUGGCGUUUGUAAGCGAUAAUUUAAGUUUUGAACGUUAUUUUCUUCAGAAAAUGCAGCAAGUCGACGAUCCACCUUAUCUACUCGUUGGCACGGAGGUCAGUGCCAAAUAUAAAGGUGCAUUUUGCGAAGCCAAGGUUAGCAAAGUAGUGCGCAAUAUUAAAGUAAAAGUUGCUUAUAAACAAGGCCUCGGCUCUGGAAUUGUCUCAGAUGACGAUAUAAAAACGGGACCCGGUCAGUUAAGAGUUGGGGCUGUAGUAGAAGUACGACAUCCUGAGCGAAAGGAUUAUGUUGAAGCUACCAUUACCAAAAUACAAGAUUGCUCGCAAUAUACAGUAGUGUUUGACGACGGUGAUAUUACUACUUUGCGCCGGACAGCUUUGUGCUUAAAAAGUGGCCGUCACUUUAAUGAAAGUGAGACAUUAGAUCAACUUCCGCUUACGCAUCCUGAACAUUUCGGAAAUCCUGUAGUAGGAGGUCGUCGUGGACGAAGACGUGGCCAUAUGAACGAUGAAAGUUCCGAUGAUGAUGACGAAAGCGAUGCCAAGGAAGUUGUUAACGAAAAAGAGGAGCAUAUUGGUAAAGUAGUAUGUGUGGAAACAGAGUCAAAGAAAAAGGAUAAAGAAAAAUGGUUCCCGGCAUUAGUAGUUGCACCUACAGCGCAAGCUACAGUGCGUAUCCGCGUUAAAGACGAAUAUCUAGUGCGUUCUUUUAAGGACGGUCGCUACUACACAGUGCCAAAGAAAGAAGCCACCGAAUUUACUCGAGAAGCUGCCACAAAACAGGAUGGACCGGCGGUGCAAGCUGCCCUUGAGUAUAUGGACAACGACAUUUUACCACCUCAUUGGGAUCGCGAUUCGUUGUUUGGUCUUAGCAAUUCGUCGAGCGAAAACGAAGAUGAGAUUGACUUUGAUUCAUCUGACGACGAACCGCGAGAAGAAAAAGAUAGGUUUGUGGCCCAACUUUAUAAGUAUAUGGAUGACCGAGGAACUCCUUUAAACAAGGUACCUUCUAUACAAAAUCGUGACGUUGAUCUGUAUCGUCUAUUUCGAGCUGUACAAAAACGUGGCGGGUAUAAUCGAGUAACAGCUCAAAAUCAGUGGAAGUCAAUAGCAAUCCGUUUGGGCUUUACAUCUGUUACAAUAAGCAUAACGAAUUUGGUUAAGCAAGCAUUUAAAAAGUUUCUUCAACCAUAUGGCGAAUUCCAUCGAAAAUUGGGUUGUUCAAUGCUUAUGUCUCCACGUAACUCUAACCGCAGCAAAGGUCGAAGCUUAGUAAGAGCGAAUUCGGUGGCUUCCCCCAAACCAGCUGAUACUAAUAAAGAAACAAGUGCUUCUACUAGCAAAUUGGCUGCUAAUGUAUCUAUAAUUACGAAUUCUGCAACUACUGCUAACAUUACAUCGACUGUAGCUGCUGCGCCUUCAGAGGAAUCAGAAAACACAAGUGAAUCAAGUCAGGACGCGAGCAAGAACAAGCGGAAAACCUCUUUAAGCAGCUCCAACAUAACUACAGGCAAAGUCAAAAGUAUUAUUGAAAAAUAUGAGGAGAAAGCAUCUUUAAAGGAUGACGGCGAUAUACCGCUUUCAAAAAUGAAAGGAACCGGAGUUGGUAAAGAGAAAGAUGAAUCCAAGGAAAAGGAUAAGGAGAGUGGUGGUUCAAAAGAAUCUUCUGGUCAAGUUACAAGAGACUCUUCACCAACAAGUGCAGGUGUCUCAGUCAAAAAAGAAAAACAUCAACGUAAACAGUCGUCGCAAAGUGAUGAGAAGCGUGGAAAACGAAAAAAAGAUGAAGUAAUAGUUGAGAAAAUUGAUACCGGGGAUUUUAUUGUAGAAACUGGCGACAAACUGAAAGUUUAUUAUCAUGAAAAGAAAGUGACAUACGAGGCCAAGGUUAUUGAGAUUGCAGUACAACGCGGAACACCUAUGUAUUUGGUGCAUUAUACGGGCUGGAAUAAUCGUUACGAUGAAUGGGUACCCAGAGAGCGGAUUGCUGAAAAUCUUACUAAGUGCUUCAAGCAAAAAGGCCGUGCGGCUAAUACAGGUGUAAGCAAUGAAAAAUCCAAAGAGAAUCCCCCGAAACCUCCUGCAGCGAGUUCUUUAAUAUCGUCAUCCACGAGCGUUAUUAGCGGUAGCGGUCCUACCAAUAACACAACAUCUUCAACAGUGAAGGCUAGUGGGGGGGCUACUAAGAGAGGUCGCGGACGUAGCGACUCCAUGCCACCACGGUCUACUACACCGUCCUCUGUAGCUUCUAAUUCGAGUCGUACAAAGUCACCUGCUACUUCUGCUCUUAAGAAACGUCCCCAAAGGCAGCUACCGAAUACGUCACGAAGAGUUUCCACCAAUGUAUCCGAUGUGUCCGUUCCUACCGAAGACUCUGAGUCGGACUCGGAUGAGCCUGUACGUAGAACUGCACGUAGUGGAAAAAAUACAGGUACACUUAAAUCUCCAGGCAAGUCUAAAGCAUCUAUCUCGGCUCCCAAUAGCCAAUCAGAUACGGACGAUAAUGAAGAUGACGGUGAUGUAUCUACCACCGGCAGAAAUGUUCCACGCAAGGGACGAGAUUACGAUCUUAAUCAGAUACGUUCUGAAUUAAAAGGAUUUCAAAAUUUAAAAACUUGCUCUGAUCCGGAUAUUAGUGCAACUGAUGUGAAAGGGGAAAAUAAAGAUUCUUCAGUAAUAAAAACAAAAAAUGAAAAAACCGAUUAUGAUUUUAAAACAUUGUUGGCUCCGGGAAUUGUCAAUACCGCUACCACGUUUAAAGACGACAUAAAGCUGGAACGGAAGAUUGAAAUCAAUAAAAGAUCUUCGACAGAAAUUUCUUCUGAAACCGAUUCUUUUAACGAUGAUGAUUCGCAAUCUUCAGACAAGACUACACAAUUGGAAAAUAUGACAAAAAAAUUCCAGCAAAUAAUAAAUGCGGACAAACAACGCACACAAGAUAAGCCAGUUACUACACCCACAGUAGCUGUGAUAAACAAACCUACAGGCCCUUUAAGCAGUUCAAGAAUUGUGGAAAAAAUUAUUAAGGACAGAGAAAACGAAAAACGACAGGAAAGUUUAAAGACAAAACCAAGUCCUUUAAAGGAAGAAUCUAAGGUAUUCAGCGCAAUAGCAUCUUGCAAAGCCGAAAGUGAAUUGAAAAGUGGUAGUGUAUGUGUUGACUUAAGGGAGGAGGACAAGAAACAUGUAUUAAGCAGCGAUGCAAAAGUUAGUAUCAUAGCUCCUGCAAGAUUUGGAAAUACUGGGGGCUCUACUGUGAGCAAGUACACUUCAGUUAUCGUUGAAAAGCCCUUAGCAGUGGGCAAAAAGCCAGAGACCGUGCAAAAUAUCAAAAAGGCAGAAGGAACUAAAAAGCUUAUGCAAACCGAUAUCCAAUCAUCGAAGAAAUUUGUAGAGCCAUCUCAUCAUAAAGACAUACUCAAAGUGGAGCCUCCUACAGCUUGUUCACCCUCGUCAAUUUCCUCGAAUUCUUCUGUAUCCUCAUCUAAUUCUUCAUCGUCAUCUACAACGUCGACUUCACGUUCUCUACCAGAUAUGAGUAAACUAGAUAUUAGCGGCAGUUCAUCAAUGGUGUCAUCUUGCUCUUCCAGCACUUCAUCCUCCUCUUAUUCCAACGUCGGUAAAGAACAAAAAUUCAAUUCCCCUCCAGUUGAUAAACCUAAUUCUCCAGAUGUAUAUGAGUUCAAAGAUCCCGAACCGUUUGAGUUUGAAAUCCGUAAAUCCCCAAUGGUAGGAGCCUCAACUUCUUCCGUAAUAACAUCAAGUAUGGCUUCUUCAAGCUCCGGGAAUUUAGUACGUAAUAAGUUAUGUUCCAAAACGGAGCAUCAUACCAGUUUUGGCUCGAAUCCGAUGUCCACUUUGGUUAACCGCAAAAAACGUGGUUCUCCUAUGAAGGAAACCAUUAGCGAAAGAACAAAACACUUAAAAUUAGAAGAAAAGAAUACGUGUGGUGUUUCCCCUUUAGUAGCAGACGCUAAACUAUUGCACCACUCAUCAUCAGGCACAGGAUCUCUGGCAACUUCUUUAAUUGUAAAAUCAAAUCCAAGUGCGGGACAAAUCAAACCUGCCGUAAUUGCUACUUCUAUGCAUGCACCAACCCUUAUCAAAACGACAACAUCUAAUCUAACACCAUCAGCCAAUGCUACCUCGUUAUUAAAUCCCGUAAUCGCUCAAAAAUCAGAAUUAACAGCAUUUGAUGCUUUACGUAAAUCACCCAAUUUUAAUCUAAAUAUUAAUGCUUUAAAUGAAGAACUAGCCCAAACUGUGCAAGAAACGACCAGAGCACUAACUGAUGCGAUGCAAACGCCUCUAACUGCCACGUCAUUGCCCAAUACAGACGACACAACCCCUGUUAGACCGUCACUGUCAACAGCAUCAACUACAUCAACAACGGCGUUUGUGACAUCUCUUGCCAGCGCGCCGUCUACGUCGUCAGCAGUAAACCCUACUCCGAAAUUGAAUAAUCCGGCAAGUAAUACAACAGCAAAAAGCAUCGCUGGAAGCCCAUUCGUUGAAACGCGCAAAGAUUUGAGUAAUAUAUUUGAACUUUCGUUUGGGGCAAGCGCUAACGGUAGGGAUAAUAAGUUUGAAUUGGAAAAUGCGAAAAUACUACUUUCCGCCUCAGUUGGUGCUUUCGAUUUGGCUCCGUCGAAGUUAGAAACUAAACCGACCCCUUCCAUAGCAGACAAGGUUUUAAAGGCGAUUUCUCAAAAAAAAGAAGAAGAAGAAAACAGAAAACAAGAAGCGGCUUCAAAAGAAAAAGAUUUGGAAAUUAAGGAAAAAGAAACGCUCCCAAUUUUAGGAGGCGUAAUAUCUGGCUUGCUAAAUCCAGCAUUAAAAUCCCCACUAGAGGCUGUUCCGGGCCCGUCAAAUCUCUCCACAAGCAGUUUAUUAAGUGAACCUCUUAAAAUCAACACAGAAUUAUCGAACCCGAGCACUAGUCUGUUAAGUGGAUCAUUAAGUAGUUUCCUCACAAGCAAACGCAUAUCGCCAUCGCUUGCAUCUCCUGAACCGAAAAUAGGUUUGCUUGAAACCAUAGCAAGCAAAAAUCAACUGAGUGAAACCAUACAAAAAUUGGAAUGCGCUAUACAAAGACGUACUCCAGUUACGAGUCAUCCUGUAACUCCCACAACACCUCUUUCAGCGGCUGCAGCUGAAACUUAUUCAGAUGAUAGCAACGAUAGCACCGAUUCUGAGAGACGUUUGGUAAUCGAAGAUGUUGCUGAAGAAUCAGCCCCGGCACAAUCUGACCAGAAAUCGAGCCCAGUCGAAAUGCGCCCAGACUCUAGUAAGUCAACAACCCCUGUUAAAUUAGACACUUCUGUCGAAAGCACGAACAGCAGCAAUCAUACGCAAAUGGACAUUCCGACACCUACUCCGAUUAAAAUACUAACGUCUGCUGAAGGACGAGCGAGUUCAAUAACCACGAACACAGGUUGUAGUAACACAAUUACCACGUCGAUGCCGUCCAGUUUGGUUAGCAAAUUGCCAGGUUCAACAACAGUCAUGACUUACCAAACCCCGAGCAAAGCAAUAGCAGCAUCAGCAAUUUUAACAUCAACUUCAUCACCGGCGACGCAAAAAUCAGCUAUUAUAAUGCCAACGGGAAUGCAACAGUUGUGCACUACAAGAAGUGAAAGAAUUUCUGGAAUAGGUGGUGUUAAUUUCACACAAAGCAACACAACGACUGGUACACUUUUGAAGGCAAGUAGUACCACGCAUACCACGAGUUCUUUGACAGCGACUACUACGGGAGUGCCCAUUGAAUUGCCCGAUAUACCAGCUUCGGUAGUAGUAGCCUCUAGCGCUGUGCCUUCCGUAAUGGCAGCCGCCCAAGCUGCUGCCGCUGCAUUACAAAUACCGAAGCCGACAACCCAGAAGCAUUUGCAACACAUUUCAACACAACCAUCGCAACAAGGCAUACAAACUAACUUCAGUAAAUCCAGUACCCAGAUCAUUCAACAAACGUUGGGCAAUCAAGGCAAUUCAACAAACACUGCAUUCAUGACGGUAGCGAAGUCCUUAGAAAGUACAGCUACAAUACGUUCCAUUUGUACAGCGGCGAAACAAAUCGGCUUCUCCGGACAUUUGCAAAGCGCCGCAAAAAGCCUAUUUCAUGCUUCUUCACCUACAGUGAGUUAUAUGAGUGGUCCAAGCUCCACCUCAGGCUUCUAUUUGGAUCCUCGCACAGAAUUAAGGCCGGAUGAUGGUUUGAAACCUUUGAGUGACGUGCAACAAAGAUACGAUAAAGAAAAGCUCAGUGUCAUAACGACGAUUAGUACGUCAUCUACACCUACUAUUGCUGCACAAAUAAAAGAUAUCCAUACAACCUCUUCCGCACUGGAAUCCUGCUCGAAUAUUACCGACAAUCACAACGACUCCAUAAACCAAUUGCUUUGUGAGGAGACGAUACCAGGUAGUCCUGUUUCCGUCAUAGCCGGACGUGAAGAUUCUCAAGAACGGACCGCGACUGGCAUAAUGCAAGAAACUACAUCAGAUGAUAAAGAUUUUUCGAAUAUUAAUCCAAGCACACAAAUUACGAGUACAGUUAAUGCUACUACAGCUAGCAGCUCACCGAACGACUCCGCAAGUCAAGAUGACGAAAGUAGUGAAGAUGUAAAAAAAUCUAUGGAUAUUGAAAACGAAGUCUCGCCACGUAAGCGUAGACGUACUCGAAAGCAAGGCGAAACCGUUUCCAUACCUGGCAAUGAACCUCAACAGCAGCAGCAACAAACUAAGCGACGGCGACCUCUCGCUUCUAAUACUAAAAAGAACGCUGCGGGUUCUGACAGUGAUGAUAAUUCAGAUAAUGUUUCUCAGCGUAGUAGUACCACACACUCAGCAAGGCAACAACAACAUUUACCGCAACAUCAACAACAAAGUGCAUCCGGGUCGAGGCCUUGUCCUUAUAAUUUUCUUGUGCAAUUAGAUCCUUCUCUCAGCCCUGACCAGUGCAUAGCCAUUUUGCUAAAACAAAUCCAGGACUUACGUAAAACUUACAACAUAAUCAAAAGCGAUUUAGCGAGCAUAGAUCGAAGACGGAAAAAGUUGCGACGACGUGAAAGAGAGAAGAAACAACAACAAAUGCAAAAUCAACAGCAAAUGAAAAUCGGAUCUUAAGCGUGAAUCAUUGUAGACAUUUAAUGUUUAAGUACUCUUUGUUUCCUUAUUUUUUUAACUGAAUCAAAGAAAAAAAA
Molecule: messenger RNA, 7440 nt
Organism: Glossina fuscipes
Lineage: Eukaryota; Metazoa; Arthropoda; Insecta; Diptera; Glossinidae
Gene: htk
Product: AT-rich interactive domain-containing protein 4B
Exons: 6
Coding region: 296-7363 (2355 amino acids)
Biological process (GO): regulation of transcription by RNA polymerase II
Cellular component (GO): nucleus
Molecular function (GO): transcription cis-regulatory region binding
Source: RefSeq, a predicted model, not a curated record